CCUUCCUGUACCCUUUGUAAAUGUUUUGUAACUAGUUUUGGGGUUGGUUUUACUUUUCCUUCUGGAUGUUUUUAACCAGCUGCCUGGUUUUUCUCUGAUUUUUUUUUUCUCAUGUGCCUGCUGCAAGACGUGUUGGCCGUACCUUUGCUUAGGAUUUCUCAUUGUAUUUUUUUUCUAGAGAACCCAGCGGAGAGAUUCUUUCAUGCCACAUGUUUCCUGUGAUCCCUGACACCGCAGCUGUCUUUGGUGUCAUCUGAGACCUUGAGCAUCAGGCAUAAUCAUGGGAGAUUCUCCAGCUGACGUGAUGGAUGGGUGUGCAGGUACAUGCUGCAGAGACACGCAGACAGAACUGGCAGAGAGAGUAGCAGCUAUAGAUGUGGCUGUUGGCCCUGAUAUAAGUGACCAAAAUUCUCAAGAAGCAGGAGAGCAGAAUGACGCAGUCUUUUCAGAUAAUGUAAAAAACAUCCAGAGGAAUGGGGUCAACAGUGAUACAGGAACAAAUGAAUCUUUACCUUCCCAGGAAGAUGAUGAUGCCAACCAAAUGAAUGUUCCCAAGAGAGGUCCCACAAGACCUGUUCUCUCCAGUAGGAAGUUGUCUCUUCAAGAAAGAGCUACAGGAAGCUUCCUGGGUUCUACCAAUGCCCCAGGAUAUGGUCCUUAUGCAACAGGACCCUCACCACGGAUAGUGAGGAGACCAACAAUAGAGUCUAAUCGGGUCUCCAUAUCUGACGCAGAGGACUGUGUGCAGUUAAACCAGUACAAGCUACAAACUGAAAUUGGCAAGGGUUCCUAUGGUGUUGUGAAGCUGGCCUACAAUGAGAGUGAUGACAAGUAUUACGCUAUGAAAGUCCUCUCCAAAAAGAAGCUAUUGAAGCAGUAUGGAUUUCCACGUCGGCCUCCUCCUAGAGGGUCAAAAGCAGCUUCUGGUGAGCAGACCAAACCCAUGGCACCACUGGAUAGAGUUUACCAAGAAAUAGCCAUAUUAAAGAAACUGGAUCAUGUCAACAUUGUCAGACUGAUAGAGGUACUGGAUGAUCCUGCAGAGGACAAUCUGUACAUGGUGUUUGAUCUCCUGCGCAAGGGACCUGUCAUGGAGGUACCAAGUGACCAUCCCUUCACCGAAGAACAGGCUCGACUCUACUUUAGAGACAUCGUCUUGGGCAUAGAGUACUUGCACUAUCAGAAGAUCAUUCAUCGUGACAUCAAGCCAUCCAACUUGCUCCUGGGAGAUGAUGGGCAUGUCAAAAUAGCGGAUUUUGGAGUCAGCAAUCAGUUUGAAGGGAGUGACGCCCAACUUUCCAGUACUGCUGGGACACCAGCCUUCAUGGCUCCUGAGGCGAUUUCAGAUUCUGGCAAAAGCUUCAGUGGAAAGGCGCUCGAUAUAUGGGCCAUGGGAAUUACUCUGUACUGCUUUGUGUAUGGGAAGUGCCCUUUUAUAGAUGAGUACAUUCUGGCUCUUCAUAACAAGAUCAAGAACAAGCCAGUGGAGUUCCCAGAAGAGCCACAAACAAGUGAAGAGCUCAAGGACUUGAUUCUCAAGAUGCUGGAUAAAAUUCCAGAAAGAAGGAUAAUGGUCCCUGAAAUCAAGUUGCACCCCUGGAUAACGAAACUAGGGGAAGACCCACUGCCUCUGGAAGAAGAUCACUGCACUGUGGUGGAGGUGACUGAGGAGGAGGUGAAGAACUCUGUCAAGACAAUCCCAAGCUUGCCCACUGUGAUUUUAGUGAAGGCCAUGUUAAGGAAACGCUCGUUUGGAAACCCAUUUGAGCUUCAGAGCAGAAGGGAGGAGAGGUCCAUGUCUGCUCCAGGAAACCUAUUAAUAAAGCAGGGGAGCAAAGAAGCAGUGAAGGACCCUGACUUACCGGAUGUCUGUGAAGAUGAAGCCACUUCCUGAAGCCACGUGCAUGUCCGGGGCUGGUCCUUCACCUGCCACUGCUGUUGUAACCAUUGCAUUAUUGUGUUGCACAUGUACUGCUGUCAUGAACCAAAGUUUGUGACCUGCAAAAC
This is a messenger RNA of Gavialis gangeticus (Gharial), 2007 nucleotides long. It is a transcript of the gene CAMKK1, whose product is annotated as calcium/calmodulin dependent protein kinase kinase 1. The record is from RefSeq and is a predicted model, not a curated record. NCBI's taxonomy places the organism in Eukaryota, Metazoa, Chordata, Crocodylia, Gavialidae. Bases 281 to 1894 code for a protein of 537 amino acids. Gene Ontology annotation, molecular function: ATP binding; protein kinase activity. Gene Ontology annotation, biological process: CAMKK-AMPK signaling cascade; protein phosphorylation; activation of protein kinase activity. The transcript is spliced from 15 exons.